AUGACACUGGGCAUCACCAGCAACACCAGUAACACCAACAACAUCAUCACUAGCAACACUAACAUCACCAACAACACCAAUACAGUCACCAACAACACCAGUACCACUAACAACACCAAUACAGUCACCAACAACACCGAUACCACCAACAACACCAACACUACCAUCAACAACACCAGUACCAACAACACCAAUGCCAUCACCAACAACACCAAUACUAUCACCACCAACACCACCAGUACCACCAACACCAAUACCAUCACCAACAUCAAUACCAUCACCACAACCACCAAUAUCAUCACCAACACCAUCACCACCAACACCAAUACCAUCAUCAACAACGCCAAUACCAACAACAACAACACCAUCACCAAAAACACCAGUACCAACAGCAACACCAAUACCAUCCCCAACAACACUACCAUCACCAACAACACCAGUACCACCAACACCAGUACCAGCAACACCAAUACCAUCAACAACAACAUGACCAUCACCAAUACCUCCAACAACACCAAAACCAUCAACAACAACACCAAUACCACCAACAACACCAGUACCAGCAAUACCAAUACCAUCACCAACACCAAGACCACCAACACCAAUACCAUGACCACCAACACCAAUACAAUCACCAAAAACUCCAAAACCAUCACCAACAACACCAAUAACAUCACCAAAAACACUACCAUCACCAACAACACCAGUACCACCAGCAACACCAAUACCAUCAACAACAACACCAAUACCACCAACAACACCAUAAAACCAUACCACCAAAACCACAAUACCAUCACCAACAACACUGCUAUCACCAACAACACCAGUACCACCAACACCAAUACCAUCAACAACAACACAACCAUCACCAAAAACACCAAUACCAACAACAACAUCAAUACCAUCACCAUCACCACCAAUACCACCAACAACACCAGUACCACCAACACCAAUACCAUCACCAACAACACUACCAUCACCAACACCAAUAUCACCACCAACAACACCAUCACCAAAAACACCAGUACCACCAGCAACACCAAUAACAUCACCAAUAACACUACCAUCAUCAACAACACCAGUACCACCAACACCAGUACCACCAACACCAAUACCAUCAACAAUACGACCAUCACUAACACCAAUACCACCAACAACACCAAUACCAUCACCAACAACACUACCAUCACCAACACCAAUACCAUGACCACCAACACCAAUAUCACCACCAACACCAAUACCAUGACUACCAACAGCAGUACAAUCACCAAAAACACCAAUUACCAUCACCAACAACACCAGUACCAUCAAAAACACCAAUACCAUCACCAACAACACUAUCAUCACCAACAACACCAGUACCGCCAGCACCAAUACCAUCAACAACAUGACAUCACCAAAAACACCAAUACCACCACCAACAUCAAUACCAUCACCAAUACCACCAACAACACCAGUACCACCAACACCAAUACCAUCACCAACAACACUACCAUCACCAACACCAAUACCAAUACCAUCACCACCAACACCAAUACCAUCACCACCAACACCAGUACAAUCACCAAAAACACAAAUACCGUCAGCAAUAACACUAAUACCACCAACAACACCAAAACCAUCACCAACAACACCAAAACCACCAACAACACCAAUAACAUCACUAACAGCACUACCAUCACCAACAACACCAGUACCACCAGCAACACCAGCAAUACCAUCACCACCACCAACAACAACAACACUAAUGACACGAACACCACCACCACUGACAAUACCAACACCACCAAUAUCACCAACAAUGGAAACAAUACCAACAACAAUGCUAAUGACACCAACAACACCAACCCCACAAUCAACAACAAUACUAAUGAUUCUGACAACACCACCAGCAACAAUACCAAUACCACCAACAGCCACAAUAACAGCACUAAUGACACAAACACCAUCACUAACACCAAAAACAACAAUUACACUAAUACCAACAACAACACGAAUGACACCAACAAUACUAAUAACACCAACAACACCAUCACCAACAACACCAUCACCACCACCACCAUCAAUUACCCCAACACCAAAAACAAUACUGGCACCAGCAACUGGUGCACCAAAAGCACUGACACCCAAACCACCAAUGAUCUUAAGAACACCACCAUACAACCCUAA
Molecule: messenger RNA, 2169 nt
Organism: Neoarius graeffei (lesser salmon catfish)
Lineage: Eukaryota; Metazoa; Chordata; Actinopteri; Siluriformes; Ariidae
Product: GATA zinc finger domain-containing protein 14-like
Exons: 6
Coding region: 1-2169 (722 amino acids)
Source: RefSeq, a predicted model, not a curated record